AUGCCAAUUAAAGAACUCAUAGUAGUUUGUCAAAGUAGAGGUGUACAAGUGAUAAUAGACGGGGCACAUGCACCUGGACAACUACGACUAAAUCUGGAAGAGCUUGGUGCUGAUUAUUACAUCGGUAAUUUGCAUAAGUGGAUGUUUGCUGUCCGAGGGAGUGCGAUAUUAUGGGUACAUCCAAAACACUACAAGUCUAUCAAACCACUGAUUACAGGUCACAAUUAUCAGCAAAGUUUGUUCAAUCAGUUCUUCAAUCAGGGCACACGUGAUUCAACUCCUUAUUUCUGUGUGCCAGCUGCUAUACAGUUCUACGAGGAGAUUGGUGGAUUUAAGAAAAUCACCAAAUACAACACAGAAUUACUUCACUGGGCAAUGGAGUUAUUGAAGGAAUCAUGGAAGACAGAAAGUUUUCCAAUACCUGACAGCAUGAGGGCGCCCUUUAUGGGAAUUAUUGCUUUGCCAGAGACCAGUAAGGGACCUAUAAUGAAUACAGAUUCCAGGGGAAUUGCUCAGCUAGUGGACAAAAUUUAUGAAAAAUACAAAGUUCAUGUUGUUAUUGUAUAUCACCAGGAACGUCUCUGGUGUCGUUUGUCAGCCCAGGUUCACAAUACUAAAAAAGAUUACCUGAAACUGAGAGAUGCUGUAUUAGACAUGUUAUAG
Saccoglossus kowalevskii is the source of this 663-nucleotide messenger RNA. RefSeq lists its product as uncharacterized. NCBI's taxonomy places the organism in Eukaryota, Metazoa, Hemichordata, Enteropneusta, Harrimaniidae. The record is from RefSeq and is a predicted model, not a curated record.